AUGAAUAAAAUCAAACUUUCCAGUUUUACUUACUUGCGAAACGUGUUUUACUUGGAAGUUACCAUUGGAGUUAUUGCUAACACAGCCCUGCUUCUCUGUCAAGUCCUUACCUUCCUUCUGGAACACAACCUCAAGCCCGUUGAUCAGACCAUUGGUCUUUUGGCCCUUAUCCAUAUAGUAAUGCUCAUAAUUGUGGGUUUAAUAGCCAUGGAUACUUUUGAGUUUCAGUAUUUUGGGGAUGACAUCACGUGUAAAUGUGUUAUCUAUUUGUAUGGAUUGCUGAGGGGCCUCUCCAUCUGUACCACCUGCCUGCUCUGUGUCCUCCAGUCCGUCAUCCUCAGUCCAAGAAGCUCCUGCUUGGCAAAGUUCAAACAGAAACUCUUGAACCAGAAUCUGUGUUGUGUUCUCUUUUUAUGGGUCUUCAAUAUGCUCCUCAGUGGUCGUUUCUUAAUCUCCACUGUUGCCACUCCAAAUGUGACUUCACAUAGUCUCAUGUUUGUCACUCAGUCCUGCUCCCUUUUGCCCACGAGUUACAUACUCAAGUACAUAUCUAUCUCAGUUCUGAGUUUCCAGCACAUGUCCUUUAUAGGGCUCAUGGUGCUUUCAAGUGGGUACAUGGUGCUUCUCUUGUGCAGGCAUAGAAGGCAGUUUCAGUAUCUUCACAGCACCAGCCUGUUUCCUAAAACAUCUGCAGAACAAAGGGCGACCAAGACUAUUUUGUUGCUCAUGAGUUUCUUUAUUAUCAUGUACGUUUUUGACAGUGUUACUGCCUCUACCUCUGCAAUUUUGUGGGACUAUGACCCAAUUCGUUAUUUUGUUCAAAUGCUUGCUGGUAAUGCAUAUGCCACAGUAAGUCCUUUGGUGCUAAUUAGUACUACAAAAAGAAUGAUCAAGCUUGCAACACCCAUGAAGGGAUAG
Octodon degus (degu) is the source of this 918-nucleotide messenger RNA. Its product is annotated as vomeronasal type-1 receptor 45-like. NCBI's taxonomy places the organism in Eukaryota, Metazoa, Chordata, Mammalia, Rodentia, Octodontidae. The record is from RefSeq and is a predicted model, not a curated record. Bases 1 to 918 code for a protein of 305 amino acids. The transcript has a single exon. Gene Ontology annotation, cellular component: membrane. Gene Ontology annotation, biological process: G protein-coupled receptor signaling pathway. Gene Ontology annotation, molecular function: pheromone receptor activity.